UCUUGAAACUGCGUGUGUGUUGGAUGGGGCGAGUCCGGGAAUCAUAGCAAACAAGCCCAAACACCUCGCAAUAUUAAAUCCUUGUGGGCCUUUGAGUAGAUUAGCAAGGAGGAACAGACUGUUUUUUUUUUUUCAAAGUACUCCAAUUUCCUCCCACAUUCCAAAAACAUGCAUGACAUAUUUGGCACACUCUAAAUCAGGGGUGGGAAAACCUUUUGGAUCGGGGGGCCACAUUGAUUUCUAAAUUUGACAGGUCAGCACAAGAUACGGUACAUAUAAAAAAUAGUAUAUGUCGACAGUCCAUACCAAACAUCAACAGAACAAAAGCCUUAAAGUAUUACCAUACUUUUUUUGAAUGAGAACAGUGAAACAGCUAUGGUAUAUGUUCUGUAUGAACGUCCAAGUAUGUUAACAACAUACGUGUGACAACACAAGCAACAAAGUGCAACAAUAUAUUGCCCAAAAACUGCAGCAUACAGUACAGGUACAGUAUAUGACAAAAUACAACCAAGUUAGGACUAUUUGCUACAAAAUGAGACAAGUAAAAGACCUGGUGGCUUUCUUUCCACUCACUCACUGUCUCGAACUUGACCUCCCCUCGAUCACCACACAAGACAGCGUUUCUCAGCUGAUGUCGUGCAACAAAUUUUUGAAGCCAGCCACAAGACGCUUCAAAGUCUUUGAUGCCCAUAGUGCGAUGGAACUCGCUUCCUCUCUUAUUCGCGGCACAGUUUGCGGAAAGUUUUUAGCACGAUAACAGUCAAACCAUUCCAGGAAACGUUUGUUUACUCGACUGUCCGUCAAGCCGCAAGCAAUUCACUCUGAGCAUGGAAAUACUGUCGUCGGAAUCGGAAUUUAGCAAGAAUCGCUUCCUUGUUUUUCAAAGUCUCAUAAAUUUGAGACAUUCAGACUCCAAUCGUCUCUUGAAUGUUUCGUACUUUGUACCCCGCUUCGUUCAAUCAGAUACACUUCACUUUCUCUUCCGUGGCCAUUACUGUUCCUCUUCUUUUGGAUGCCAUGAUCUACAAGAAGGAAAAAUUUUCGCGAUUCCAGUAAAAAUCACUGCAAUAAAGAGUCACUUGGAUGUGGCUGUUUUGGAUCCAAUGAUAGAAAAUAGCGUUGUGGACACACUUCUUCUGUCGUAUCGAGCGGGAAUUGUUUGAGUUGACGCGACUGCGGGCUUUCGUAUCGUCUCCCCCUCCUUACCUGUGCUCUGCAACUUCAAGUAACUGCGUCACCUGGCAUUGAAAUGCCUGCCAUUACACACCCAAAUUAAAUAAAUGCAAUCAUUUACAUCAAACCUUAAUUAUGUACCAACUUUUGGCGGGCCGGAUUAAAAAGACCAACGGGCCGGGCCCGGCCCGCCGACCGUAGUUUGCCCACCUCUGCUCUAAAUUGUCCCGAGGUGUGAGCGCGAGCGCGAAUGUGUUACUCGUCUUUGUGUGCCCUGCGAAUGAUUGGAUGGAUUACAUGUUUCCAGUUUCUUGCAGCUAGUCGAGAGUUGUAAAGGAACCGUUUUGGUACUCAAUGUAUGCAUGCUCUGCUGAAAUGCCAGGGGAGCUCCAGUGAUGGUCAUGAUGCGUCUAUUGUGGAGAAAACCUACUAUAACAAGAUGCUUUACCUAGAAUACAACAGCACCUGGGGAAAUGUUACUGGCUCCACAAAGAUGGCAAGGAAAGUUGCAGAUAUUCUGAACAUGUACUAUUAUUUGAAAGGCCUUAGAGAAACUCUAGAACACUGCAAGACAUGGAUCACUCGUGCAUACAGCAUCUUAGCCCAGAAAGUUGAGCCGAAGGUUCGACUGCGAUUAACCGAGGCGCAGGCGGACAGCAAGCAUCCAACGACCCUCAUCUGCAGCGUCUACAAUUUCUAUCCAAAGGACAUUUUGGUGACGUGGCUCAAGAACGGCGAGAAGGUUACGUCUAAAGUGACGUCCACCGACUCCCUACCCAAUGGCAAUUGGCUCUAUCAGAGGCACUCGUACUUGGAGUACACGCCGACGCACUGGGACAAAAUCAGCUGCGUGGUGGAGCACCCCAGCCUCGAGAAGCCGAGGAUUUAUGACUGGGAGCCUACGCCGGAGUCUGUGAAGAAUAAGAUCAUACUGGGAACAAUGGGGCUGAUCGUGGGUCUGGUUUCUUUCGCUGCUGGCCUGAUUUGCUACAGAAGGAAUGUGCCUGGGCGAGAGAGAGUUUCGGCAAAUGAUGACAGAAGGGAUGUGCAGUCAGGGGAAGGAGGGGAGGCAGAGACUCACCUGCACCACGAAGAGUAAAACGAUAAUAAUAAUAAUGGUUGAAUAACAUUCUUUUCAAUGUUAGUUCACUGGUCUGUUCUUCAUAAUAACUUUAUGUUUGUCAGCGCCCCCAAAUCAAAACCUCUGGUCCUCAUUUGAGAAUCAUGCCAAAUUCAUGUGCACAUUUGCUUAUCACCAUGCUUCCUGAAAAUCAAAGUUAAGCUAUGUUGUUCGUAUUGAGCACACUUUAAGGAAGCAAAUGAACUAACUGCUUUAGAUUCUGUUUCUUUUUUUUUUUCAUUUUGGUCAUUAAAAGCCUGAGUUUGCUA
This is a messenger RNA of Hippocampus zosterae (dwarf seahorse), 2562 nucleotides long. Its product is annotated as rano class II histocompatibility antigen, A beta chain-like. The record is from RefSeq and is a predicted model, not a curated record. Gene Ontology annotation, biological process: peptide antigen assembly with MHC class II protein complex; positive regulation of T cell activation; antigen processing and presentation of exogenous peptide antigen via MHC class II. Lineage: Eukaryota; Metazoa; Chordata; Actinopteri; Syngnathiformes; Syngnathidae. Bases 1532 to 2272 code for a protein of 246 amino acids. Gene Ontology annotation, cellular component: membrane; MHC class II protein complex. The transcript has 5 exons. Gene Ontology annotation, molecular function: MHC class II protein complex binding.